Messenger RNA from Atta colombica, 726 nucleotides. Its product is annotated as ras-related and estrogen-regulated growth inhibitor. Gene Ontology annotation, molecular function: GTPase activity; GTP binding. NCBI's taxonomy places the organism in Eukaryota, Metazoa, Arthropoda, Insecta, Hymenoptera, Formicidae. The transcript is spliced from 4 exons. Bases 1 to 726 code for a protein of 241 amino acids. The record is from RefSeq and is a predicted model, not a curated record.
AUGGAUAGUGAUAGUCCGCCGUUAGCAUCCGCUCUCAAGAAGAGAAAUAGUCCUCCAAUCUGCUGGAGCCUCGGCCUUAACAAGGACACUUUCAAGACUGUCAAAGUGAUCUUACUGGGCCAACCAGGCGUCGGCAAAUCAGCUUUAGCCGUGCGAUUCGCCACAAAACGCUUCAUAGGCGAAUACGAUUGCACCACGGACAGAAUCUAUCGAGUCGACAAUCAUCUGGGAUCUUCGUGGGAAAUAGCGGAUCCUUCCGGAAAUCCACCUGCCUCCGUCGAGUCGAAAUUACGAUGGGCCGACGUGAUAGUUAUCGUUUAUUCGGUAACGGACCGAGUCAGCUUCGAUGAAACUUCUCGCCUAAGGUUUUUGGUAUCACACGCGAGAAGAGGCAGAAAGGUGCCACCGAUCGUGCUGCUUGUGGGAAACAAGGCCGAUCUCUCCUGCUCUCCGGGUGAACGCGUGGUAUCUGCCCUAGAAGGCCAGAAAAGGGCAAAAGAAAUCGAGGCUCACGCUUUCCACGAGAUUUCCGUAAGGGAAUCGGUUGAUCAGGUCACGGCCGUAUUCAUGAAUAUAUUAAGAUUGCUGACCGAAUUACACAGCAGUCAUCAGACAUCUUUUAGACUGAGAGCCUCCACAGACGGAACCAUAAAUACUCUCCGUCGACCGUCACCUCCUCCAUUAAGAAGAAGAUUUAGCAUUUCUGCUCGCGGAAAUUUAUUGUAA